CGCACAUAAAUUAGGGUUUCUGCAGCCGAUAAACCUCACAAAACACUCAUCUCCUCACCAUCUUCUUCGUUCACUUUUACUCUGUGUUUUCGUUUGUUAUCUUUUUUAGGAUUUCGCCAUGAGCAGAUCAGGUCAACCUCCAGAUCUCAAAAAGUACAUGGACAAGCAACUCCAGAUCAAGCUGAAUGCUAACAGGACCGUGGUUGGAACACUUCGUGGCUUUGACCAGUUCAUGAACCUCGUGAUUGAUAACACAGUGGAAGUUAACGGUGACGAGAAAAAUGAUAUUGGCAUGGUGGUCAUAAGAGGGAAUAGUGUGGUCACUGUUGAAGCACUUGAGCCAGUCGCUAGAAGUCAAUGAUUCCAGACCCCGUAUGAGUAUGAUAUUGAUGUAUUCUGUAACUGAAUUUCUGUUUCUCUAAAGAGAUCUAGUAGUGAAUUGAAAUCAACUUAAACCAGAUUUGCAGCCAGUAAUCUAUCUCCAAUUGCUUGUUUAGUGCAAA
Erigeron canadensis is the source of this 503-nucleotide messenger RNA. Its product is annotated as probable small nuclear ribonucleoprotein G. Gene Ontology annotation, molecular function: RNA binding. Gene Ontology annotation, biological process: spliceosomal snRNP assembly; mRNA splicing, via spliceosome. Lineage: Eukaryota; Viridiplantae; Streptophyta; Magnoliopsida; Asterales; Asteraceae. Gene Ontology annotation, cellular component: P granule; spliceosomal tri-snRNP complex; U4 snRNP. The record is from RefSeq and is a predicted model, not a curated record. The coding region runs from base 119 to 361 and encodes 80 amino acids. The transcript has 4 exons.